AUGGAGUACGAGUACAUGCAGUCGUCAGGGCAAGGCCAACAACAACAGCCCCAACAGCAGCGCCAGCAGUCCAGUGCUCAGCAGUGGCAGUAUUCAAACCCAGGGGUCAUUCAAGCUAACCCUCCUUACCCUGUUGAUGGCGGCGGCGCGGCUGCAGGUGGUGGUGGAGGAGGAGGAUACAAUCCUUACCAGGAAUAUAACCCACACCACGAGGACCCACAGUAUCACCAGCAUCAUCAGCAGCAUUUACAACAACAGCAACAGCAACAGCAACAGGUGCAACAGCAACAGCAGUUUCAGUAUCAGCAACACCAGCAACAAGGCCACCCACCACAGCAGGGACACCAGCACCAGCAUGGAUAUAGUGAAGGAGGAGGAAACGACCAUCUUGGAUCAGGAGGAAGUGCCGAGCAUUUGUUUGACCGAUCGACCGAGGGGAUCUCUAAAUCCGCAUUGGAUCAGUCUGCGGCGGCAAAGUACCGGUUGGAGCAUCAUUUCAGUCUUUCGCUUGAGCAGGCUAUUGAGCGAAGUGAAAGGAGGAUAGAACUUGAGAGGAAACUGGAGACAGAGCCAGGAAGCGAGGAGCGGAAGCACCGUCAACUGGCCGCUCUGGGCAGGAAAGAGUCCCAGUUCUUGAGAUUAAGACGGACGCGCCUGGGACUGGACGAUUUUGUGACGGUCAAGGUGAUUGGCAAGGGAGCCUUUGGAGAGGUCCGUCUGGUCCAGAAGCUGGACUCUGGAAAGAUCUAUGCCAUGAAGACUCUUCGCAAGGCCGACAUGUUCAAGAAGGACCAGCUUGCCCACGUCAAGGCGGAAAGAGAUGUACUGGCAGAGUCGGAAUCGCCUUGGGUUGUACAGCUGUACUAUUCUUUCCAGGAUCCCCAGUACUUGUACCUGAUCAUGGAAUUCUUGCCCGGCGGAGAUUUGAUGACGAUGCUGAUCAAGUACGACACUUUCUCGGAAGACGUGACCCGGUUCUACAUUGCCGAGUGUGUCCUCGCCAUCGAGGAUAUCCACAAGAUGGGCUUCAUCCACAGAGACAUCAAGCCCGAUAAUAUCUUGAUCGACCGCGAUGGACAUAUCAAGUUGUCGGAUUUUGGAUUGUCGACUGGAUUCCACAAGACACACGACUCGCAGUUCUACCAGCGGCUGUUGGAUGGGCAGGUUAAGGGGAACGCCACCAACAAUAGCGACAGCGAUGGCGUGACCCGUCUGGAUGCUGGGGUCGAUGCCAUCAACCUCACCUUUUCCAGCAAGGACAAGCUGGCCACCUGGAAGAAGAACCGCCGCACCUUGGCGUACUCGACUGUGGGUACACCGGAUUAUAUUGCGCCAGAAAUCUUUUUGCAGCAGGGAUAUGGACAGGAGUGCGAUUGGUGGUCUUUGGGAGCAAUCAUGUUUGAAUGCUUGGUCGGAUACCCACCCUUCUGCAGUGAGAACGCUCACGAGACGUACCGCAAGAUUAUGAACUGGCGGGAGCAGCUCUAUUUCCCUGAGGAUGUCCAUCUCUCUCCCGAUGCCGAAGACUUGAUCCGCAGAUUGAUCUGCUCGCCCGAGAUGCGACUGGGCCGACACAGUGUGCACGAGAUCAUGUCGCAUCCAUUCUUCAAUGGCGUGGAUUGGGCCAACAUCCGGCGAAUGGAGUCACCGUUUGUCCCUAAUCUGAACUCUAUCACGGAUACUAGUUACUUCCCGACCGAGGAUCUCGACAGAGUGCCUGAUUAUCCUGAGCAGCAUGCCUCGGACUAUAUGACACCAGACGACAACAGCAAACAGAAGGACUUGGCGUUUGUUGGAUAUACCUUUAAACGGUUUGAGUCUCUCACCAAGCGAAACGCGCUCUGA
This is a messenger RNA of Linnemannia hyalina, 1845 nucleotides long. The record is from the annotation of a GenBank genome assembly. NCBI's taxonomy places the organism in Eukaryota, Fungi, Mortierellomycota, Mortierellomycetes, Mortierellales, Mortierellaceae.